AUGGUCACCCCUACAGGUUUUGAUGACUACAGUCUUUACAGUGUCCUGUCAGAUGAGGAGCUGAUGAAGCUGGCCAUCGAUCGCAGCCUCAUUGAGGACAACGACUCUAUUGGGUCAAUUCAAUCAUCACAAUCUGUGGAUCGACAAACCAAUUACCAGCCAAACCAAUUUACGACCCGUGUCAGGCUCCCCUCUGCAACAAGGCACAUGUAUGACUUUCCCCGAGCCAAUCCAAACCCAGCCAACCCACAUCCAAACCCAUCACCUGCAAACCCUCCAUCAGCAGACCCUAUUAUAGAUGCAAGACCUCUGGUGAGUGUGAUCAAGAAUGGGGAUUUAAAGGCUCUGAAAGAGAUAGUGAAAUGCAACCCAAUGAGUCUCUUGGUACCAAAUGAGGGAGGAUGGAUUUCUCUCCACGAAGCUGCACAUUACGGUCAAAUAGAAUGCCUCAAGAUUAUAUUAAGAGCCCAUCCUGGUAUGGUGAACACAUGUGGUAGUUACAAUCAGACCCCACUUCUUUUGGCUGCCGCCUUUCACCAAGUGAACUGUGUGGAGUGCCUUCUGGACAGAGGUGCCAAUCCAGACAUUGCCAAUGAGAAUGGAGAAACACCACUCUUCAAAGCUUGCGAGAAGCCCAAUGUGGAGAUUGUAGACCACCUCCUGAAGUAUGGAGCCUCAGUACACAAGGCUUGUGUUCAGGGUGUGACACCUCUCCAUGAAGCAGCCGGGCAUGCUAACGUGGAAAUUUGCCAGAUGUUGUUGGAGGCCGGGGCCAAGCUUAAUGCAGUCAAUAAUUACAGCAUGGAACCUUUCUAUAUGGCAACACAGAAUGGAGGAGUGGACGUGUUGCACUUCUUGAUUAAUAAAGGUGCUGAUAUAAACUGCCAGGCAAGGAAGGGUGAAACACCUCUGUAUGAGGCAAGUAAGAAUGGUUACAAGGAAGUUGUGGAACUGCUUCUAUCUCAUAAAGCAGAUGCUAACCGAGCAACGAAGUCUGGCCUCCUGCCUCUUCAUAUUGCUGUCCAGAAAGGUCAUUUUGACAUUGUGUCCAUGCUGAUCCCUGCCACCAGCAAGGUCAAAGUUCAAUGCAGUGGCAUCAGUCCCCUCCACCUGGCUGCCGAGCACAACCGGGACUGGAUCCUGGAGAUCCUUAUCGAGGCAGGCUAUGACGUCAAUUUCCAGCUCGCAGAAGACCGAUCCGAAAUGUAUGAGGACCAUCGCAGCACAGCACUCUACUUUGCAGUCUCCAACAGCAACCUAGAGGCGGCUGAAAUGCUUCUGGAUGCAGGGGCUAACCCCAACCUUGAUAUGUUAAACCCUCUUCUUGUCGCUGUGAGGCAGGGUUACAUGGAAAUGAUCACCACUCUGGUGGAGCAUGGAGCUAACAUGAAUGCGUCCAUCCCCACACACCCCUGCUCCUUCCCGGCAGUGGUCAUGCUCGGUAUGAAGUAUCUGCACAUCCUGAACUAUCUGAAGUAUCUGAUGUCCAAUGGCUGUGAUGCCCUUUCCUGUUUUGAUUGCACAUAUGGCAGCAAGCCACACCCACCCCUGAAAAUUUCAAGAAGGGUCAGCAUCUUUGGCGAAACUUUGCGCUACGUUAUUGAUGAGGACGAAGAUCGAAGCAACACCUGUGUCCAGUUCUGUGAGGCAAUCUCCGAUCCGACAAUUAGCCACUGGGCAGGACCCAUCAUAGAUGUGCUCCUGGAUUACGUUGGCCAUGUGAAACUCUGCUCCCGGCUGAUUGAGAACCUGGAUAGCUACAGUGACUGGACAGGGAUUAAGUUGAAAGCAAUGCCACCACAUUCACUGAUGCAGUUGUGCAGACUGAAGAUCCAUCAGCAGGUUGGAAUCCCCAGACUGAGGCACAUCGACACGCUGCCGCUCCCACCAAGACUAAUCAAGUUCCUCAACUAUGAAAAGGUAAAUUUCCAGGAUGCCUAG
Oncorhynchus masou masou (cherry salmon) is the source of this 1941-nucleotide messenger RNA. Its product is annotated as ankyrin repeat and SOCS box protein 2-like. Gene Ontology annotation, biological process: protein localization to ciliary inversin compartment; intracellular signal transduction. The transcript has 8 exons. The record is from RefSeq and is a predicted model, not a curated record. Gene Ontology annotation, molecular function: protein binding. Bases 1 to 1941 code for a protein of 646 amino acids. Lineage: Eukaryota; Metazoa; Chordata; Actinopteri; Salmoniformes; Salmonidae. Gene Ontology annotation, cellular component: ciliary inversin compartment.